GCGCCUCAUGCGCCUGGACAAGCCAAUAGGAACAUGGCUGCUGUACUUGCCUUGCACCUGGAGCAUUGGUUUGGCCGCUGAACCAGGCUGUUUUCCUGACUGGUACAUGCUGUCACUUUUUGGCACUGGAGCUAUUCUGAUGCGUGGAGCAGGCUGCACUAUUAAUGACAUGUGGGACCGUGACUUCGAUAAAAAGGUUAUGAGAACAGCAAAUCGCCCUAUUGCCGCUGGAGACAUUUCAACCUUCCAGUCCUUCGUCUUCCUUGGGGGACAGCUGACGUUGGCACUGGGAGUUCUCCUGUGCUUGAACUACUACAGUAUAGCCAUGGGCGCAGCAUCCUUACUUCUUGUCGUCACCUACCCACUAAUGAAAAGAAUCACGUUCUGGCCUCAGUUAGCCUUAGGGUUGACUUUUAAUUGGGGUGCAUUACUUGGAUGGUCUGCUAUCAAGGGCUCCUGUGACCCAGCUGUAUGCCUGCCUCUUUAUUUUUCUGGAGUUAUGUGGACACUGAUAUAUGAUACUAUUUAUGCCCAUCAGGACAAAAAAGAUGACGCUGUGAUUGGCCUGAAGUCCACAGCACUGCUGUUCAGGGAGAACACCAAGAAGUGGCUCAGUGGCUUUGGGGUGGCCAUGCUGGGAUAUACACUGUAGAUAUCCACAGACCAGAGGACUGCUGGGACAAGUUUACCUCCAACCGCACACUAGGAAUACUCUUGUUUUUAGGAAUCGUCCUUGGAAAUUUGUGGAAAGAAAAGAAAGAAGAAACAAAACAACCUGAAGAUGUUAGAAUGGAAAAUUAGCAAAUCAGCUGAACUUGGUGGUGCACUCAGGAAGCAUAGGCAGGAGAAUCGCUAGGUCAAAGCCAUUCAGUGACAGUGGGACCCUGUCUUGAAGAAGCAAAUGGCUUGAGUUGUAGCUCACAGGUAGAGUGCAUGCUGACUCACAGUGAAUUGUGCCCAAGACUCUGGGUUCCAUCCAAGCAAAUAAAGCCACUUAUAAAGCACUCGGGGCUAGAGACCACAUUGUUAGAUUUGUAUGAGCAAUCUGCUAAGAAGCAAGAGGUACAUGAGUAGAGUGUUUGUUGGACUUUUAAUGCAGUUGUUACCUAGCAAAAUGCCUCCCUGUCAUAGCAGCUAGGGACUCCUCCAUUAGGUAGGCUCCAGCUUAAAUUGAUGCAGCCUUGUGUCCUUGUCAUUUUCAUCUGAAGUUUCAGGAACUUUAGAAAAAAACAUUGAUGUGUAACUCAUGGAAAUGAAUGGCUCUUAUGAAAGUGACCAUAUGCUUUAUUUCUCAGUAAGACUCCUGUGAUCAGUUGGGGCACAUUAUUCUUUAUUGUGACCUCUACACACUGCCAAAGCUGUGACUCAAGAAGCCAUUCUGGUUGUGGAUGUUUUAGGAGAGUAUAAGCAAAUAAAUUGUUACCUAUUGUACCCUUG
This is a messenger RNA of Cricetulus griseus (Chinese hamster), 1437 nucleotides long. NCBI's taxonomy places the organism in Eukaryota, Metazoa, Chordata, Mammalia, Rodentia, Cricetidae. The record is from RefSeq and is a predicted model, not a curated record.